GCGAUUUCGAACAUUAACUUCGUCUUGAUUAGAUCUUUCUGUGUAAAAUUUCAUUCAAUUUAUGAUCAGUUGUUGCUCACGAAAGAUUUCGACUUUGCAUUUGAAUUCUCUGUUAUUCAAAGGAAUCUGAAUUUUGGGUUUUCCCGAUCGCUCUUAAAUUUUUCAGUUUCAUGUUGAAAUGUUGAAUCUUUGAUUGAAAGUUUCAAUCUUUCAUUUUGGUUCCUCUCAGUGUUCAUAUUAGACACAAGUGAGCUAGCUUUGAGAAAGAUUCAAUUUUUGAGCCUUAAGAUUGUGAUGGGAGUUGUGUCUAUUUCAAGUUCAGCUGCAAGAUCUCCACUCGGGUUGGGCAACGAUCUUUUGACACAUCGGUCUUCACUUAAAAAGCCAUCCAUUGUUGCUUUUAAAGCCGAUGAUUCCAGCAAUUCAGCUUUGAUCAUUCCUCCUCGUGAGCAAGUUUUGAUUCCUGCUGAAAAGCAUAAUGAGAAGAAGAGAGAAGUAACGAGGAGAAAGCCUUGUAAAACCCCGAAAAAACCGCUUUCCUUGGAACAUAAUUCGGCUCCUUCGUGUUCGUUAGGAGUAGAUUACAAUGAAGCUGCUGCAAGACUUGAAAGCAUAUACAAGCUUAGUCCUGCAACAACCACAUUAGUCGAGGAUGAUGUUGAAGAUGGCGGCUCUAAAGCCAAAGUUUCACGGAGGAGAAAAAGGAAAGAAAGUGGUGAGGAGAAGAAAGUGGUUGUGAGGAAUAAUGUGAAGAAGGAAAAACGUAUGAGUCUUGAUAAACGGAUUGCUUUGAAGAGAAACGUUCAAGAGAAACCAGUCGUUGCUUCUGUUGAUAAGAAAGUAACAAAGAGGCAGCAAGAAGAGGAGAAGAUCGAGAGGCUUGUGCGGGACUAUUCAGCUUCUAAUGAUAUAGUGAGCUUGGACUGGAAAAAAAUGAAGAUACCUCCUGUUCUUUCUUCUACUGAACAUGCUUGGUUGUUCAAGUUGAUGCAACCUAUGAAGGCUCUUCUUGAAGUGAAAGAUGUAUUGCAAAAGAGCUUGGGAAGAGAGCCUAGGGAAGCUGAAAUAGCCGGGGAGAUCAAUAUGACUGCGGGUGAAGUAAAAAAGAAAAUCGAAAUAGGUAGAGCUGCAAGAAACAAACUUAUUAAGCACAAUCUCCGGCUUGUCUUGUUUGUUAUGAACAAAUACUUUCAUGAGUUUACCAACGGACCAAAAUUCCAAGACCUUUGUCAAGCGGGUAUGAGAGGGCUUAUCACAGCAAUUGACCGCUUUGAGCCGAAAAGGAAGUUUCGUCUUUCGACUUAUGGUUUGUUUUGGAUUAGACAUGCCAUCAUACGGUCAAUGACAACUUCAAACUUCACUCGUGUCCCAUUUGGACUUGAAUCGGUUAGAGUGGAGAUAUAUAAAGCAAAGACUGAGCUAUGGUUUGAGAUGGGAAGACCUCCAACGGAGGACGAGGUAGUUGAGAGACUCAAGAUAACACCUGAGAGAUACCGUGAAGUAUUGAGGGCUGCAAAACCGGUUUUGUCACUAAAUUCAAAACAUUCGGUUACUCAAGAAGAAUUCAUCAACGGAAUCACAGAUGUUGAUGGUGUUGGAGCUAAUAACAGCAGACAGCCUGCUCUUCUCAGGCUCGCUCUCGACGAUGUGCUCGAUUCAUUGAAGCCGAAAGAGAGUCUGGUUAUUCGACAGAGGUACGGUCUUGAUGGAAAAGGCGACAGGACUCUAGGAGAGAUAGCUGGAAAUCUCAACAUCUCUAGAGAAAUGGUUAGGAAACAUGAAGUCAAGGCCUUGAUGAAGCUUAAGCAUCAGGCCAGAGUUGAUUACCUUCGUCAAUACAUCGUCUAAAACCAAACCGAACCGAACUGAGCCGCCUCACUCAACCAUUUGUGCAUACUUGGUAUGAUUUCCCGACUUUACGAGAUACUUCACACCCUCUUAUAACCGUUGUAUAGUUGUGUAUGUAAUAGCGGAGUUACUUAUAGCUGCGUUAAAUCGAUCAGUGAAUCGCAAUCGUUGUAUUAUAUCAUUAGUAUACUCAUACUGAAAAGUUAUACAUGUAAAGUUUGAGAUAUGUUAUGCAUUAUCUUCACAAAAUUGAACGUAGUGAUUCCUAAGAAAAUGGAAUCAAUAGACGGGUUUGUAUAGUAAUUUACUAAUUUUAG
Molecule: messenger RNA, 2165 nt
Organism: Arabidopsis thaliana (thale cress)
Lineage: Eukaryota; Viridiplantae; Streptophyta; Magnoliopsida; Brassicales; Brassicaceae
Gene: SIGE
Product: sigma factor E
Exons: 6
Coding region: 295-1848 (517 amino acids)
Biological process (GO): DNA-templated transcription initiation; cellular response to light stimulus; regulation of DNA-templated transcription
Cellular component (GO): mitochondrion; chloroplast
Molecular function (GO): DNA-binding transcription factor activity; sigma factor activity
Source: RefSeq, marked reviewed